Messenger RNA from Fundulus heteroclitus (mummichog), 2017 nucleotides. RefSeq names its product spermine oxidase (gene smox). The transcript has 8 exons. The record is from RefSeq and is a predicted model, not a curated record. NCBI's taxonomy places the organism in Eukaryota, Metazoa, Chordata, Actinopteri, Cyprinodontiformes, Fundulidae. The coding region runs from base 354 to 1997 and encodes 547 amino acids. Gene Ontology annotation, molecular function: polyamine oxidase activity.
GAGGGGGAAAACUGGCUGCUUCUGGUUUCCAGACAUAAAUACAAAGCCGGGUCUGCGAGGGAGCCACCGAGGCAACAAAGGAGAAGCGGAGAACUCCGAGGGUGUUUUCUAUUUUCUUUUUACGCGCAGGGGGAAAAAAAGACCAAGAGAGUAAGUGCAGCAACACUUGCUGGUCAUCUUUUUGCAUGCUUCCACUGGUGUUUUGAUGAUUCAUCCUGAGCAGAAGGCCGCUUGCAUUUGAAGUUAGAAGGCCUCCUUGCCAUCACCCUAAUCUUUAGCUCCAGCCGCAGAUUCCAGUCGGGACUCUGCUUGGGCCAUUCCAAAAGACUCAACCGAAAAGGAGCUUAGACGGCAUGCAAAGUUGUGAAAUUUCCUCAGACAGCACUGAUGAUCCUCUUAGUAGCGGCCUUCGCCCUCAUCGACAGCCUCGAAUAGUAGUAAUCGGUGCUGGCUUGGCCGGCCUUGCUGCGACAAGAGUCCUACUGAAGAACGGAUUCACGGAUGUCACGGUCCUAGAAGCGUCAGACCACAUCGGUGGGAGAGUUCAGAGCGUUAAGAACGGAAGAGCAACUUUGGAACUUGGAGCUACCUGGAUUCAUGGUGCCAAUGGGAACCCAGUGUACCACCUGGCAGAGGAAAAUGGGCUGCUGGAGCACACCACGGACGGAGAGAGGAGUGUGGGACGCAUCAGCCUGUACACCAAGAACGGCGUGGCUCACUACCAGACCAACGUGGGCAAAAGGAUCCCCAAGGACCUGGUGGAGGAGUUCAGCGACUUGUACAAUGAGGUGUACGAGCUGACUCAGGAGUUCUUCCAGAACGGGAAGCCAGUUUGUGCUGAGAGCCAGAACAGCGUUGGCAUUUUUACUCGAGACCUGGUGCGGAAGAGGAUUAUGGUGGACCCCGAUGAUCCCGAAAGCACCAAGAAGCUUAAACUCUCCAUGCUUCAACAGUACCUCAAGGUGGAGAGCUGUGAGAGCAGCUCUCCCAGCAUGGAUGAGGUGUCGUUGAGCGAGUUUGGGGAGUGGACAGAAAUCCCCGGCGCACAUUACGUCAUUCCCGAAGGCUUCAUGAAGAUCGUUGACCUGCUGGCCCAGGACAUCCCAUCUCACACCAUCUGCCUAUGCAAACCCAUUCGCCGCAUCCACUGGAACUACUCUGCCCAGCAUCGGGAGGUCAUCGGCAAAAGCAGCGACACCAAGAGGGACGACAACCACAACGACAACAACCACGGCCGCCGGGCGAACGAGGACCCCCUGAUCCUGGGUCAGCCUAUCUGGGUGGAGUGCGAGGACGAGGAGUGGAUCCCAGCAGACCACGUCAUCAUCACGGCUUCCCUUGGCGUGUUGAAGCAGAACCACGAGGUCAUGUUCUCCCCGUCUCUCCCCGAAGACAAGGUGCUCGCCAUCGAGAAGCUGGGCAUCAGCACCACCGACAAGAUUUUCCUGGAGUUCGAAGAGCCCUUCUGGAGUCCAGAGUGCAACAGCAUCCAGUUCGUAUGGGAAGAUGAGGCUCAGCUUGAACAGCUGGCCUACCCCGAGGAGCUGUGGUACAAGAAGAUCUGCAGCUUCGAUGUCCUCUACCCACCUGAGCGCUACGGCUACAUGCUGAGCGGCUGGAUCUGUGGCCAGGAGGCGCUGCAGAUGGAGCGCUGCGAUGACGAAACAGUGGCUGAAACCUGCACCGAGCUGCUGAGGCGCUUUACAGGGAAUCCUGACAUUCCGAAGCCCAAGCGCAUCCUGCGCUCAUCCUGGGGCAGCAACCCCUACAUCCGAGGCUCCUACUCCUUCACCAGGGUCGGGUCCAGUGGCGAAGACUGUGAAAGGCUGGCCAUGCCGCUGCCUUAUGCAAACAGCACCAAGGCUCCACCGCUGCAGGUCCUGUUUGCUGGAGAAGCCACCCACAGAAAGUACUAUUCCACUACCCAUGGUGCUUUGCUCUCAGGGCAGAGAGAGGCCACCCGUUUGAUCGAGGUGUACCAGGACCACAAGGCCUAAGAUAUAUAUAUAUAUAUAUA